Molecule: messenger RNA, 1990 nt
Organism: Dicrocoelium dendriticum
Lineage: Eukaryota; Metazoa; Platyhelminthes; Trematoda; Plagiorchiida; Dicrocoeliidae
Source: the annotation of a GenBank genome assembly
CUAACUUUCGCAUUUAUGCUGGCUUUGUUACUCUUGCAUGAUGCUGUCUUUUCUUUCCAUGUCUAUUAGAGGCAGUUGUUCACACCGAGCAUCAGGAGCGCAUCUGGAUCGGCGGAGCAGACAUAUAAGCAAAUAUAUAAACGGCAUCUUUCCCGCUACUGCGAGGCACAGUCCAACUAAGUGGUCUGAUCACUUUGUACAGCGGAAUCGCAGGGUGCAGAUGAAUAUUAUUCGAGUUUUUCUGAACAGUUCUCAAUCCCUUUUGGGGGCGGGCCAAUUGAUCGGUUGAGUCUUUCAGGGCGAUUGAGAAGUUGACAUUAAUACUAAAUGCAAAUAUAUCUAAAUGUUCAACUGAAGUAACACGGCCAUCAUUGGAAACGUUUUCUGGGGACCUGCUUCCAUGCGAGUUAUUCCCUCGAUGGGUUUCAUCCGCACAUCUAUGCUUCAUGUGACCGUGUGCCGGUGUGGCUUUUAAGCAGCUCGCAUUUCGGGACUUGUACUGACGUUUCAUCUGCUGUGAUCCACUAACGCUCUCUGCUACGAUUGACAUGGUGCACCCACUUUUUGUCUCCAGUAAUGACAUCGUUCAGCCAUCAAUGAUUGCCUCCUCAGGUGUUUACUUUCACCAGAGUCUCUUUUCCUCUGUUACACUAUCGCAUACCUACCUCUUUUCCUCGUCGCUUCGCAUGUAUGCAGUUGGUUUACUCGAUAUCACACCUCAUCUCGCAUGCUGCUGGUCGACUAUCUCCUGUAACCGUCUUUUAUGGACUAGUUCACUUCCAUUACUCCUAGUUUGAUGAGACCUUACGAGACCUUUGGGUGCAGGCGCAUGAUUCAGUACGUCGUCCAGGACCACCCAAUUCGUCCAGUCAUUCUGGUCGUUCCUGAGAGGUAUGAACUGCGUCGUGCACCCUGGGCAGCAUCAACUUUGAAUGAUUCGCCUAGCGGGUUCCACUUCAGCAAUGUAAAACCCGAAGAAAUCUUACUACACCUCACCAGCGACCCUUACCUUGAACCUUCCGUUUUGUUGGUGAACGUGAGCCCGUUUACGUUUCUACAUUGUCUUUUCGUCCCCCAGCCGUCGCGUCUUUUCAAUCAGCGUCUCAGGAAAACUGCCAUUAGGAGCGCCGUCGAGUGUUUUCUCUUGAGCGAUGAUCUGCAUUUGUGCAUGGGCUUCAACAGCUUGCUUGCCCAUGCGUCGGUGAAUCACUUGCAUUUCCAUAUAUGGCAGUCACCAGAACCUUUGUUUGCUAUGACCGGAAGCGUUCAGCCAAAGCUUAACAUAUCUGAUUAUCAAGAGCUAGUCGACCACCCUGUGCCUAACUUCGUGGCGCAACUUAACAAUUUGAGUGAUCUCGAUGAAUUCAUUAAUAUCCUCUGGAGGCUUGUCGACGCCUGUCACUCUGAGGAUAUUGCUCACAAUCUUGUUAUGGUUCGAGCUGUUCGGACAGAUGCGACGCUCCGUGCAGUAUUGUGGCCUCGGCGCUCGGUGUACGAGGUAAAAGCAGUUGGAUCCGACUCGAAUGCGUCAACUUUAAGCGUCGCAGUAGCUGAGCUGUCUGGCAUGUUUGUUGUUAAAACGGAUGAAAUGGCCCAAAGAAUGGUUCCUGCUGAAAUAUCGGCCGUGCUGCAGGCGGAACGCGUGACGGACGAUGUUCUACAAAGGCUGACUAAUCGGCUGCUUUCGGUUACUUCUUGAUUGUCCUUUCAUCUUCAGAAUGUGAUAUUUCGUGUGUCCUACGCCCAGAUUACUAGCGGUGAAAUUACCUUCUUAUACGCUGAGCUAUGAUGUAUUCUUACUUUUCUGUGCCAUGUAGUGGGUACCACUUUCUCCUCGCCACAUCAUGGAUCAGUUUGGAAUAAACCAAACUAAAGUACUUUUUUGCAUUUAGUAGUAGUAAUUGUCUAGUCACAGCACAUGUCCUUUUCAACGACACCUUGUCGUCCGUCUAAAAUGUGUUGCAAAUAUAUCAGUACGCAAAAUUUGACC